ACGCCACACACAUUAUUCUCUUCCUGAAUCCAUUACUUUUACUCCAAAAUCAUUAACAAUGGACUCAGGAAGUGCAGUGGACAUCAUUUCGACGCUUUCAGACUUCCUGCUCGUCCUGAUCAUUUCGAACCUUUCCUUCAAGGAGGCUUUGAGCACCAGUCGCCUUUCCACCCGCUGGAGACACAUAUGUCGCGAAACGAGAAACAUCUCUUUCAGAGAGGACGAGAUCGUGACAUUCGCUGAUGAUUCCGUUGCUCGCUAUUACCAAAGGGCUGCAUUAGUUGCCUAUAUGGUUGGUUGGGUUAACAAUUUUACCGGUGGAGUUGUUGAAAGCUUCGAGCUUCGUCUCUCUAAUUCGUAUGCUUUUGAAGAAGGGGUCACCACACUGAUCGAAUUCGCUGUCUCCAAGAAUGUCAAGCAUCUUUUUCUUGACCUCUCAGAACCUCGUUGGGUUACCAAUAACGACGCUGCACAAUUAGAACCGGGUUUGAUCAAAUUACCGGAGAGUUUUUACAAGAUUACCAGUCUCGUGACGUUGAAGUUAUUCGGUUGCCGGUUUGAACCAUCGAGGCUCGCGAAACCGGGUAUGGUGAAAACCAUGUUCUUCCGCUGGAUCCGUCUCGAGAUGUUAUCGGCUUUGAUAGCAAAGACACCUCUUCUCGAGAUCUUGAACAUCAAAAACUGUUGGGAGAUUGGUCUUGAUGCGAUAACCGGAUAUAACGACCGGUUAAUGAAGUUGGUUUUCAAGUAUUGUUCCUUCUCCGCGCAGCAAACCACACUGGACGUGCCCAAUAUUCAGAUCUUCAAGUACUUUGGGAAAGUCUAUCGCUUUGAGUUCGCGAGUGCGAACAAGUUAAUGGAGGAGGCAUAUCUGGACUACCGUGAAGAGAGCCGUUACAACGUGAGUGCAGGAGCAAUAAUCAGUGGAUUUCUCUACAGUAUGUUGUCUGCUAAGACAUUCACAAUCUGUCCGUAUGUCCUUCAAUUGAUCCAAGAGUGUGAAGACCCGGUGCGACUGAAAGCACCGAUGGAGACAAGACAGUUGGUUCUGAAGACAAAUUUUGAACCUAAUGAGUUUGUUGGAAUCAGAUUCAUGCUUAACAGUUCUCCGUAUCUGGAGACACUCUCAUUCCAGAUGGUGGGUCCUCGGCCCAUCGAAGAGAUGGUGCCUCAGAUCGAUCCAGAGGCUUAUUGGGGGCAGAAUACCAGUCAUGAAUGUUUGAAGAAAACACUUAAGAAAGUGGAGGUGUGGAGCUUUUAUGGUGGUACGCACGAGUUACGUGUUCUCGAGUAUCUGAUUCGUUAUGGUCGUAUGUUGGAGAGGGUGGAUCUGUAUCAGCCAAUUGGAUUGGAUGAUAUUCAACUGCUUCCGAUACGUGCUGCAGCUGAUAGGGUGGGAGAGUUCGAGGCUCGUUCGGAGAAUUUGGUCGUUACUUUUUACUAAGAAACCUUUAAGGGAUCUAAGGAUGGAUAAAUUUGGGUGUAUUACCUAUCUUAUGUUGUUUUUCAGUUAUAAACUUCAAUUGUGGUUCCUGGAUUUGUAAUCACACAUUUGUAUUUCCCUUUUAAAACUUAAUAAUAAAAAGUAUUAAAACUUUAAUUGUAAUUUUAUUUUU
Arabidopsis thaliana (thale cress) is the source of this 1616-nucleotide messenger RNA. It is a transcript of the gene DAF1, whose product is annotated as F-box family protein. The record is from RefSeq and is marked reviewed. Gene Ontology annotation, biological process: protein ubiquitination. Lineage: Eukaryota; Viridiplantae; Streptophyta; Magnoliopsida; Brassicales; Brassicaceae. The transcript has a single exon. Gene Ontology annotation, cellular component: nucleus. The coding region runs from base 59 to 1444 and encodes 461 amino acids.